AACUUGGCUAUCGACGAUGAUCAUCGUUACAUUCGUGGGCCAGAUUUAGUUUCUCAUUAAAUCGUAUUUGACUCAUCGAACGCAGAUUAGACACGGAGAGUCAACAGAUAAUCCAAAAGCAGUGUGGGGUGGGUGGAAAGACGCCCCACUUUCUGAUUUAGGUCGCAAGGUUCGUCCCAGAUGACCAUUGAACAGUUAUCUAUCCCCUCAAAAUGUUCCUUGAACGUAGCAAGCAAGAGCCCUGGGCGAGCACUUCGCAUCAACAAAGAUCGACAUGAUCUAUGCCUCUCCUUUACUUCGAGCUCAUCAUACAGGAAAGGCCGUUCAGGACGGCCAGCCCAACUCGCCACCUCUCGUCCUCAACCCAAAUCUCCGCGAGCAGCACUUUGGUAUCGCCGAAGGGUACCCUUGGUGUUAUACGUAUCCAGAUCACAUGACCCUCGACGAAUGCUACAAAAACAAUAUCUUCCCAGCCUUCUUCGACCGUUCAAGCAAAUUUCCAGAUGGGGAGAGUGUCGAAGAUCUCGCAGAACGGGCGCACGGAGCGAUAAAGGAAUGCAUAUUUCCUCACCUCGCAGAAGAAGAUGGGUUCCACGUUGCUCUGGCGAGCCAUGGAUUAUGCAUCGGAGAACUCAUUCACGCAUUGUUAAGCUACGACCCAAAUUCCAGUAGAGAGGAGUCUUACCUUGGGUUGAUGAACACGGCUUGGACGCGUGCGGUUAUCUCUCUUGAUCCUUCACACCAGGGACCCGUGGAUUCUAAUAACCCACCGCCACUCAGCGUCGGGGUUACUCACAUCGGGAAGACCGACCACCUUACGGACCUAGUAAGCAUUUCUCGAUUAUUCCACUCCGCUUUGAAGAUACCUAUCUAUCACAGCAUAAGAUCACAGAUACCAAUGACAUUCUUGAUGACGAGACAAAGGCGGAAGCCCUGGCAUUCUUUGGAGGAGCUCAUACCGAUUAGACUAAAGAAUAGAAUGAUGUGUUGUGAUGUUGCUGAGAAGGCUGGUUUUAUUUUGAAAUGUGAACGGCUAGUCUUCUGAGUAGAAACUCGGUGGAGAAAUUCGACAAGAUAUUUGUUUUCUGUUAACAGAUCGAAUGCAUGUGAUACGGUAUUGUAUAUCCUCUCCCAAGAAGCGGUCAGCGGACACUAUCAGAACCAAGGUUAAAGGAGAACAGGUGCGUGUUCAACGUGUUGGCAGCAACAACGCCAAGCCGGCCGCUGCGGGUGACGUAGAGAUCAACAAAAAAACCAGAGCAUCCUGCACCCGGACCCAAAGUACCAAAGUCCUGGGUUGUUGUGCCCAAUGACCGAUAGAACUGAACGACAGAGGUACGUAUUCUUCCUCCGAUCACCAUGAAUAUCUAGUACAGUACACGACAAUCCGACUGCUAAUCAACUAUAGGGGCAUCCAAC
This is a messenger RNA of Desarmillaria tabescens, 1419 nucleotides long. RefSeq names its product histidine phosphatase superfamily. Gene Ontology annotation, molecular function: fructose-2,6-bisphosphate 2-phosphatase activity. The record is from RefSeq and is a predicted model, not a curated record. The transcript is spliced from 5 exons. Bases 275 to 1045 code for a protein of 256 amino acids. Gene Ontology annotation, cellular component: cytosol. NCBI's taxonomy places the organism in Eukaryota, Fungi, Basidiomycota, Agaricomycetes, Agaricales, Physalacriaceae. Gene Ontology annotation, biological process: negative regulation of glycolytic process; regulation of pentose-phosphate shunt.